AUGCAUGGAGCUCCGAUCAGAACGAUCACCGAUAACUUGGCACCACGAUCCAUGGUAACCGAGGAUCCGAUAACUGGCGAGAAGAAGUGGAUUGGCUUCGUGGCCAAUUUGCUGAACAACUUCAUUGAAAAGGUUAACGCAACCUUGGCCAUGCAGUCCGAAUUGGCCGAGGUGGAGGGAACAAUAUUCUUUGUGAAUAUUUCGAAGUGGACUGCAAACGAUCUGCUGGAUAUCGGUAUGAGCGUGGACACCACUGGGGAAAUGACAAACUUCGAUACGUUCACGUAUCCCUAUCUGAUGUGCUCUUACUGCUUCAUGGUGCCGCUUCCGGAUAAGAUUCCCUACAACGAGGUGUACGGUGUGAUUAUAGACCCCGGUGUCCUGGCCUUGAUCUUUCUUAUAUUCUGCGCCUUCUCGGUGUUGCUGAUCCACAUCCAGGGGAGGUCCUUGAGUCUGACCAGUGUCCUGAUGAACGAUAUGUGCUUGAGGGGCUUUCUGUGUCUGCCCUUUCCCUUUCCGCGUCAAUGCAGCAGGAAACUGAAGCUGAUGUGCUUGCUUCUGUGCUUUGCUAGUCUAAUGACCACUACUAUGUAUGGGGCUUAUUUAAAAGCCUUCUUGUACAGCCCACCACCACAGCCGAUGAUGCACUCAUUUAGCGAUUUGGAAGGGUCCCAGUACAAGAUUGCCAUGAUUGCCGAGAUGGAUAUGCUGAGAUUCGAUAACAAUCGAAUCCUUCCGCACGUAAGCAACGAGCGGGUCGAGAUCUUCAAGGACUACCAUGAAUUCGUUAGGUUGCGGGAGUCCUUCAAUAACAACUAUGUCUUUCCGGUGACCAGUGUGCGCUGGGGCACUUAUGACGAGCGGCAAAAGCUCUUAUUUAAUCCUGUAUUCUACUACUCCGAUGAAAUCUGCCUUAGCCGCGACAACAUACUUAGCUUUCCCAUCAGACGCCACCUGCCAUAUCGCAAUCUCUUCGAGGAACACAUCCUGCGGCAGAAGGAGUUUGGUCUGCUGCAACACUGGAUCGACCACAGUUUCCUAGACAUGUUGAGGCUGCAACUUACUCCACAUACGGACUUGAGGGAGCCUCCAGUGGAACUGGCCAUCGAUGUGGAUGAUCUCUACUGGAUUCUGGGCUUGUACGCCUUGGCACUGGGAAUCUGUUGCUGUUGCUUUGCACUGGAGAUUCUGGGAGCUUUAAAUCACUGGAAUCGCCUGAAAAUAUAUAUUUCGAAGCGCUUUACAAAUUAA
Messenger RNA from Drosophila erecta, 1251 nucleotides. RefSeq lists its product as uncharacterized. The record is from RefSeq and is a predicted model, not a curated record. The transcript has a single exon. The coding region runs from base 1 to 1251 and encodes 416 amino acids. Lineage: Eukaryota; Metazoa; Arthropoda; Insecta; Diptera; Drosophilidae.